GAGGGGCCCGCCGCGCCCGCCAUCUUGAAACAACCGCCACUCGAGGCGUCGAGCCGGGGCCGCCACGCCCCGGCCGCCAGGCUCGGUCCCCAUUGGCCGCUCGGCGCAGAGGCCCGCCCCCGCUUGCGCCUCCGGCCCCGGCGAGGGGAGAGGCUCCGGGCCGAGGCGAGGCGGGGUCGCGGAGAUGUGAAGUGAAGCCCGGGCCAGGGUCGCGGGAACGAGCGCCAGGAGGAACCGUUGCUGCCAAAGCCGCCCGGGCCGCCCAUCCUCUCCUGGCGGAGCCCUCAGGCGCUGAAAACUACAACUCCCGGCAUGCUCUGAGCCCGACGGCCGCAGACCUGAGGCGGGGUCGGGCGCGUCAGCCGGCAGGCCGGCUGUCCACGGCGGCGCCGGGGACUGGGGCCGCCGCUGCUGCGCGCGGGGUGAGAACGCGUGCCAUGGAGGAGACACCGCCCCCACUGCAAGCCGGCAGCAAGCCACACCUUGAGAAGUUGACCCUGGGCGUCACACGCAUCCUGGAAUCUUCUCCAGGUGUGACAGAGGUGAGCAUAAUAGAAAAGCUGCCUGCUGAACGCCAUAUGAUUUCUUCAUGGGAACAGAAGAACAAUUGUGUGAUGCCUGAGGAUGUGAGAAACUUCUACUUGAUGACCAAUGGUUUCCACAUGACCUGGAGUGUGAAGCUAGAUGACCACAUUAUUCCACUGGGAAGCAUGGUGAUUAACGGCAUUUCAAAACUGACCCAGCUCAUCCAGUCUUCAGUGUACUCACUUCCUAAUGCACCAACUCUGGCAGACCUAGAGGAUGAUACUCAAGAAGGCAGUGAAAACCACCAGCUAGAGAAGCCUCACUUUGACUGCCGCAGUGCGAUAUUUGAGCUGGAUUCAUGCAAUGGGAAUGGAAAAGUUUGUCUCGUCUACAAAAAUGGGAAACCCGGAUUAGCGCAUGACACUGAGAUUUGGUUCCUGGACAGAGCAUUAUACUGGCAUUUUCUCACAGAUAGCUUUACCGCCUAUUACCGCCUGCUCAUCACCCACCUGGGCCUGCCCCAGUGGCAAUAUGCCUUUACCAGCUAUGGCAUUAGCCCACAGGCCAAGCAAUGGUUCAGUAUGUACAAACCCAUCACCUACAACACAAGCCUGCUCGCAGAAGAGCCCGACACCUUUGUGAACAAGCUGGACCCCAGCAAAGUGUUCAAGAGCAAGAACAAGAUUUUAAUUCCAAAAAAGAAAGGGCCUGUGCAGCCUGCCAGUAGCCAAAAAGGACCUGGGCCGUUAGCUCCUCCGACCUCUAAGCCUUCAACAGGUUCUGGAAACCCUGUCCGAAAAUGAGCCUUCUAUCACCUCACAUCAGUAAUAUCCAGGCACAGAUGGCCCUGUGGCAGCCCCACCCUCAAACAGGUGUUGGCAUUCUCCUGAGUGACCAAAGCCUUAGGCCUUUGCUCCCACUGUCAUUAGCCAGGAGCUGGGACAAUCACACUGAAUUCUCCCCAGGAGUUCCUUUCUCUGUAGGUUGUGCCAGCUUCAUCUCCAAAAACCAACCAAGAGUUUCAGAUGUACCUAGAGCUUUCUUAUGUCUGUACCCAAUCCUUAACUUCUUAGCAGUAAUUAGAGAGGUCACCUUCCCAUGGUUUUUGACACAUGAAGCGUCAAUAAUGACUAGUCAUGUGACCAUCUCAGUUAUGAAAAUCUCACACCUUCAAUUGCAUUAGCUACACUUCAGGUAUGCACCUGAUAGUAGAUUUCAUAUUGGACAGCACGGAAAGGGGAACAUUUCUGUCAUAGAAGUGUUUUGGACAACAUUGCAUGUGCAUACUUUUAUACUGUUCUUCAGAUACAAUAAUGUUAAUGCCUUAGCUUCAUGUUUUGAGAAAACACUUUCAAAGACACAGUCUUGUGUUCUUUACAACCUAUACCACAAGCACAUCUCACUUGAGUCAAAUUUCUAUAAAAUACCAUGUUCCUGAUCAGUUUGCUAUGAGGACGUUUGUUUCCAGCUUUGCAUCUAUGUUUAUACAUUUGCCAAAUCAUCUUUAAAAGAGAUCAACCCCUUCUGUAUUUUAUCUGUUAACUCUCGGGGUAUCAUUUGCAAAUAAAGCCAGUCUGUUAAGAAUU
Molecule: messenger RNA, 2111 nt
Organism: Arvicanthis niloticus (Nile rat)
Lineage: Eukaryota; Metazoa; Chordata; Mammalia; Rodentia; Muridae
Gene: Tpgs2
Product: tubulin polyglutamylase complex subunit 2
Biological process (GO): protein polyglutamylation
Source: RefSeq, a predicted model, not a curated record